This is a messenger RNA of Vicia villosa (hairy vetch), 1446 nucleotides long. RefSeq names its product probable amidase At4g34880. The record is from RefSeq and is a predicted model, not a curated record. The transcript has 4 exons. The coding region runs from base 8 to 1222 and encodes 404 amino acids. NCBI's taxonomy places the organism in Eukaryota, Viridiplantae, Streptophyta, Magnoliopsida, Fabales, Fabaceae.
AUAGUCAAUGGGUGGCUUAAGGUUCACAAUGGAUUUAACAUAUGCUUCCCCUUUUCUUCUACUAUUUACAUUCCUUUCUAUGCUACUAUCAUCAACAAUCACCUUGGCCACUGAAUUCUCAAUCAAAGAAGCAACAGUUCAAGAUCUCCAACUAGCUUUCCAAAGAAACCAAUUAACAUCAAGACAACUUGUUGAGUUCUACCUCGACCAAAUCAAUAUCCAAAAUCCAAUUCUCAAAGGAGUCUUGGAAGUGAAUCCAGAUGCACUAACUCAAGCAGAUGCAGCUGACAAAGAGAGAAGGGAAAAACCACCAGACUCUCUAUCAAGGUUGCAUGGAAUACCUAUUCUGGUUAAGGAUAAUAUUGCAACUAAGGAUAAAUUGAACACUACUGCAGGCUCUUUGGCACUACUUGGAUCAGUGGUUCCAAGAGAUGCAGGAGUAGUUACCAAGUUAAGGAAAGUCGGGGCUAUCAUAUUAGGGAAAGCCACAUUGAGUGAGUGGGCACAUUACAGGUCUUUUAAUGUUCCAAGUGGUUGGAGUGCCAGAGGUGGACAAGGAAAGAAUCCAUAUACAUUGGGUGAACCCUGUGGUUCAAGUAGUGGAUCAGCAAUAUCUGUAGCUGCAAAUUUGGUGACUCUAUCACUUGGUACCGAAACCGAUGGCUCCAUUUUAUGUCCUUCAAAUUUUAACUCAGUAGUAGGCAUCAAACCCACAGUUGGUCUCACUAGUAGAGCAGGUGUAGUUCCAAUUAGUCCAAGGCAAGACACUGUUGGGCCAAUUUGCAGGACUGUAUCAGAUGCUGCUUAUGUUCUUGAAACCAUAGCUGGCAUAGACACUCUUGAUAAAGCAACAAUUGAAGCAUCAAAGUAUAUACCAAAAGGUGGCUAUGCUCAGUUUCUAAACAAAGAUGGACUAAGAGGAAAGAGGUUAGGAGUAGUGAGACGAUACUACGAGUUUGGAGAUGGCACUUUACUGGAUGAAACUUUCAAGCUACACCUAAGAACAUUUAGGGAAAGAGGUGCAGUUUUGGUUGAUAAUUUGAAGAUUGAUGACAUUGAUGAAAUUAUCAAUAAUCAAAGUGAAAUUAUUGCUUUAAAUUUUGAAUUCAAAUUGUCCUUGAAUGCAUACCUGAAAGACUUAAUUGCUUCACCAGUGAAGAGUUUGGCAGAUGUGAUAGAUUUCAACAAGAAACACUCAAAAUUGGUGAGUAUAUAUAUGUGAUUUUGUUUAUAGACAAUUGGAUAUUGCCACCACCCCUUAGGAAGUUGGAAGUUGAAAAUUUGUAGUAAUGCUUUAGAGCUGAAUAAUAAAUCAAAAGCUGGGAUUUUGACAAAAUGCAGUGAGUUUUUGUGUAUGAAAUGAAAUAAAACUUGUUUCAAUUUUGUAACACAAGGUGGAAUCUUUAUUGUGAGAUAACUGGUCUUUCACUAAAGAUUCAAGGUUUG